UUUGCGUGGUAAAACUUAAAUCACGGGCGGGAGAAGACCAAGUCAGUCGGUUGGCGAAGUUGUACCGUUUAAAGUUUUAAACCGAAAGUUGAAGUUAGAAAUAGUUUUUAAUCGCCGACUCAUUUUCCAAUGAGUUGAAUAAAACGUUGGAUUGUUUUCUGGGGUCGAAGAGGAGGCAAGAUAAGGACAUUUUAAGCAACGUUAUCGACUAAACUUAACGGGACCAAGGAGAGACGGGGAAGUGAUUCAACAGUUUAAAGAUGAUCAUGAAGGGGCAGAAGCGUAAACACCCACCAGAGGACGUGGAGGUUUCGGACCCAAGCAGCCCUACCUGGGAGAGCCAGCGCCAGUUUGUGUUCUCCGUUUCCCUGAACAAGUAUCAGCGUGGCCAGGAGCUACCUGAACCCAGCCUGCGCCGGUCUGUUCUGAUAGCCAACACGCUGCGGCAGGUCAGCCGUGAGGCUCGUAGGGUGCCCUCUGUAGACGUGGAGGUGCCCCCACCACUUUGUAGCUCUUCAUCUGAACUCCAGGAGAGUACUUUGACUGGAGUCGCUCCAGCAAAACCUCCCUCUGCAGUGAUGUUUUCUAACAGCCACUCGGCUCUUGUCAGCUGCCCUGUGGUUUCUUUGAAUAACUUGUCAAAUUGUGAUACAAGUAGGUCUCCUGCAACUUGCCACCUAAGUGCGUUAAAUGUCCCUCUGUCUGUAAAAGACGAAGAUGAGGACUGGGGAUCGAUGUCCACGGAUUCUGAUUUCUCACUUUCGGCUGCUAUCUCCUCCAUUCUCACCGCACUGGACUCUACCAUCGACGGGAGCCCACAGGCAGCUCCACGGACACCUCUCAGGUCCCUGGAGAACCUGUCGGGGCCCUCUGAUGGCGGCGUGGCAUGGGGGAAACAGGCAGUCCGAGGUAACGGGGGAAGCUGGGAGCAGCAGGAAGAGUGGAGGGUGCCGGAGAGCAGCGUGGAAGUGAUGAGGUCCAGCUUCCUCAGUGAGCUCACUGUGGAGGAUCUGUUCCAGGAUAUAGACACGUCCCUGCUGGAGAGGGACAUGGGAGUGCUUGGGCUCCGAGGCAGUGGAGGGGGAUACCAGGCUGGGGACGAUCUGUUACGGUAUCUGCAGCCUUUCUCCUCCUCCUUCCCCCCCUCAAACCCCUUCUCUGUCUCUCUCAACCAGAAUCUGAAGUGCCUGCCUUCGUUCUCCUCAUUCUGCCCAUUGUCUUCCUCAUCCUCUUCUUUGCCAGCCUUCUCUAGUCCGAAUCUUGUGAGAGAAGGACUCGAGCUGGAGCAUCUGAUGGAGAUCCUGGUUGAGUCCUGAUUGUUUCAACGUCCUCAUACUGUAAGGAAGUAACCUGAACAUUAACACACACAACUUAACUUAAGUUAGUGGACAAAAAACGGAAUUCUCACGGCAAACGGCUGGGUUGUCAAAACACGUUGAAUAUUCACUUUGUUUUUGUUUUUUAUAUUGCAGAAGAAAUAGUGUAUUAUGGGCUUUAGAAAGUAGUAAGAAUGCUCUAGAAAUGUAGAAAUGGUAAGACAGGAAAUGCUCCAUAGGUGGGUGUGCAGGUGGAGUAGCUGUGAUGCACGUGGCAGCUUUUUGUGCAACAUGAAGUGUUUGUUUCCCAGCAGAAAGGGAGUAAAACUACGUGUAAGCCAGAUAAAGCUGUGUCUUUUUUUUUUUUUUUUUUCUCCUCACAAUGGCUAAGCAAUGAGUCAGUGCAUAAUGAACUGGUGAAAAAGCGGCUUUACUAGGGCUUCGAGUGUGACUCAGCUAGUUGGAACUAGGGAAGGGAGGUGUCUGAUUUAGGAAAAAACGGAUUUAUUCAGCAAAUGAGAAGAAGAACGGGUGAUCACGGUCUACGGAGAGAAAAUUACUUCGGCAGUGUUGCCCUAAAAUUUGUCAAAUGCAUCACAGUUUCAAGUAAUCCUGCGUUCACAUUGAACAUCCCAGUUUAUCUGAAGUAAGAAAAGAAGAAGAAGAAGAAAAAAAAAAAAAAAGCAGCCAGUCACGUACUGGUGCUGAUUCAUGCAGUGGACUGAACGUUGGGCGACUCGUGAGAUAAAUCCUUUUUAAAACGCCAGCGUAACCGGUCAACCUGCGUUCUGAGAGAAUGUGGUUUGGCUGGUGUUUGAAGGACAACGGUUGAACCAAUAUACUUAUUGGUCAAACUUCUGUGAAGAAAUCUUUUAACCUCAUAUUUAUCAAUCAGUUCCAGCAGCGGCGUGGCAUCGGGUGCUCAAGGCUCUGACACACCAACCCGACGGCCGACCGUCGGCAGAAAAGGACCGCCUCCCCGAGUUGGUCAAAAAAAAAAGUGCCUCGGAAAACACACCGAAGCGACGCCCACUUGAGCCUACGUUCUGCGUGAGACGUAAUGCGGCGCUAAUCUGUAUUGUCAGAUUGUCUGUAUUGAAAACUCACAGCUGAUUGGACGAAUGCGUCACGUGGGUCUGGCUUCUCCCGAAUUUCAAAACCGACCAUAAUGGCGGCUCGUUUGGAAUACGACCUCGUAUUUUAGGAAAAUAGUUCACCGAAACGUCUUUCCGAAAACAUUUUAAGCGAGAAAUAGGCCGUUCAGUUGCCGACUCGGUCUUCAUUUUAAAAGAUUUUCGUCAGAUUUUGGGUAAUGGGGUUGGUGUGUCAGCGCCUUAAGAGAUCAGGUCAGGAUUUCAGUUAGGAGCACACAGGAAAAGGUGCUUUCUAGUCAGAAGAAAUCCACUGUUUUUUAUUCAGAUACAAACAAAGAAGAAAAUGUAGGUCUCAGUGUGUAUUAUUGUUGAAGAUUAUCGUUAGCUGGGCUAUUCUUCUUUGUAUCCAUCAGUUAUAUUUCAGUAACUAGUAGUCGGACGAUUGCACAGUAACACGUGGCGUGUUACCGGAAUUCCUACAUGCACAGUCCGGCUCAAAAAGAGUAUUUCAUGUCUUUUAAUAGAUGCUUUUAUUCCAAGAGCCUUUUAGCAGUACUGUGAUUGGAUACAACCCAUCGUCAUGGGUUUUAAUGGGACCCCGUGGAGCCACUGUAGGUGUCCCAUUUAGCUCAAGUCCCAACCACUACGCAACAGCUUCUGUUGUACAGAUGUAAUGACAUUGAUCAGUCGUGGUGGGCGAUUAGCAUCACGCUGCGAGGCCACGUUGGCUGACGGAGUCCAGACGGUGCCGACUUCCACCCUGUGAACAGUUGUUCACUCACCAGUAGGUCAGGUUCUGCUCGUUUUUUAGUGGGGGGGGUCACAUGUUUGGUCUGG
This is a messenger RNA of Perca flavescens (yellow perch), 3247 nucleotides long. RefSeq names its product SERTA domain containing 3 (gene sertad3). The coding region runs from base 261 to 1316 and encodes 351 amino acids. The record is from RefSeq and is a predicted model, not a curated record. Lineage: Eukaryota; Metazoa; Chordata; Actinopteri; Perciformes; Percidae. Gene Ontology annotation, molecular function: transcription regulator activity. Gene Ontology annotation, cellular component: nucleus. The transcript has 2 exons.